AUACCAACUUGCUUGUGCUUUCUUUUGCUACCCCUAGAUUUUGUUACUUACUACAUUCCUUUUUCUAUUUGUUCGGUCAUAUAGACCUUGGUCUCGGAGUCUUUCGGUUCAAACUUUUUCGAUUCCUCCUAGGGACAUCUCCGCCCAUCUCAAUUGACGGCGGGGUUGGAACUACGCUAUGGGUGACGGUUCUGAUUAUCCUAGCCCACGAAGUGAAGGUCCCGGCGGACCUACCUCAGUUUUAGUCGCUACCCAGGAACCGCUUGUCGCAGCACCCAAGAUGAACGUGAACGAACAACUCCCACCCAAUUUCAUGGAAGGGGCGCGUCCGCGACUGUCGGUGAGGCGAGCGCGGGAUCCGCCCAAGAACUCUGCAGGCCAAAUCUACUGCGAUCACCCGGAGUGCCAACAAUCGCCUCCCACUUUUCGCCGUCCAUGCGAGUGGAAUAAGCACAUGGACAAACAUGACCGCCCCUACAAGUGCAUGGAACCCGGGUGUGACAAGAUCCAGGGAUUCACAUACUCAGGCGGUCUUUUGCGGCACCAGCGCGAGGUGCAUAAGAAAAACAUCAAUGCCAAGAAACCACUGAUGUGUCCCUACGUCGAUUGCAAUCGCAGUACAGGAAACGGGUUUACGCGUCAGGAGAACCUGAAGGAGCACCUCCGCCGUCGCCACAUGCAUACCGAGAAUGGUCCCGCACCAGAACUACCGCCCAUCCCGUCUCCGGAUGAUCUGGAAGACGCCGCAGCUCUUGGCGUGCCUCCUACCUUGAAGCGCAAGCGCAGUGCUAUCGAUGAGGAUCCUACCUUGGAUCUCUCCGAGGAUGGUGGGAACGGCGUCACUCUCCGGAACGAGCUGAAGAGACUGCAGCUCGAGGUCCAGGAAAAGGAUCGCCGGCUGGAAGAACUCGAAAGGAUUGUCGCUGGCCUGCAGCAAGCUAUACCGCAGACCGCGACCUCUCAAGGAUAGAUGCCCCCGAGGCAAAGACUCUCUACGAUUUACAUGUUUCUAACCCCCACCCCCCCAAUCCUCUUUUCUCCAUCUUGUCCGUGUCAUUCUUUAUCCCAGACACUUCCUUGAUGCUUGAAAUCUCUCUCUUUAU
Aspergillus aculeatinus CBS 121060 is the source of this 1103-nucleotide messenger RNA. RefSeq names its product putative C2H2 transcription factor. The record is from RefSeq and is a predicted model, not a curated record. NCBI's taxonomy places the organism in Eukaryota, Fungi, Ascomycota, Eurotiomycetes, Eurotiales, Aspergillaceae. Gene Ontology annotation, biological process: regulation of transcription by RNA polymerase II. Bases 179 to 970 code for a protein of 263 amino acids. Gene Ontology annotation, cellular component: nucleus. The transcript is spliced from 2 exons.